AUGUGCCAAAAGUGCGUUCAGUUGGCAAUCCAGAAAAUCGCGUCGCGCUGUUUGUACUCCAAGGAAGCCAUCAUCUGGUAUCGCGAGUGCUUAGUUCGGUAUUCGAGCCGUUCCAUCUUCUCCAACUUGGAGGAAUGGCCCAGGAUUAAGCUCGGGAAUUUCAGCACGAUUCCGGACACGUCGAAUCAAGGUGGCGUCGGGUGGGUGCUGGCGAACACGCUGAACGAGGCGAUAACGGAGGCGGCGGACGGUGUGGCAGCUGGAGAAAAGAAAUUUGCGACGAGGACGGGGAAAGUGAGGGAUCAGAAGGUGUGCACUCUGGUUCAAUGCUCGCACGAUUUGACGAGCGGAGAUUGCCGGGGAUGUCUGAGGGAUAUGAUGGCGGAUAUUCCGCUGUGUUGCCUUGGAAGAUACGCCGGAAUGGUUCUGUAUCCAAGCUGCAGCCUCAUGUUUGGGUUGCGACUCUUUUACAGAGAGGUUGAAGCUGUUCGCGCGCGUUCGCCUGAGCGCGUCUCACAUGAUUCUGUUUCUGUUGAUGGCGGCAAAGGGGGCUCAGCGUCCGAAGGAGGCAGAAAAGUCCGGUCACGGAUCAUUAUCGCGGUGGUCAUCCCAGUCGUUAUUACAGCCCUGCUGUCCUAUUUCGUCAUCUAUUUGCUGCGAAGGAAGGCAAGGAGGAGAUAUGCCAUUCUCAAAGAAAACUUUGGAACUGAAUGUACUACUCUGGAGUCACUGCGAUUCGAUUUCGCUACAAUUGAAGCUGCAACAAACAGGUUUUCAGAUCAGAACAGGAUAGCUCAAGGAGGAUUUGGAGAAGUUUACGAGGGUACUCUUUCUAAUGGACAGAAAAUUGCUGUGAAGAGACUCUCCACGAGCUCCGAACAAGGCACCCUGGAAUUUAAGAAUGAGAUUUUACUAACAGCUAAACUUCAACAUAGAAAUCUAGUGACAUUGUUGGGAUUUUGCUUACAAGAGCAUGAGAAGAUACUCGUCUACAAAUUUGCACCCAACAAAAGCCUCGACUACUUUCUCUUUGGUUUGAUUCUCAAGAUCAACUCUUGUCAAAUUAGUCCAGGUGCUUUAAAAUCAUUGAAGGGGUUGUCGAGCAAUUUUUAUCUUCAUGAGCAUUCACGUCUUAAAAUUAUACAUCGUGAUCUUAAACCUAGCAAUAUCUUAUGA
Molecule: messenger RNA, 1176 nt
Organism: Neltuma alba
Lineage: Eukaryota; Viridiplantae; Streptophyta; Magnoliopsida; Fabales; Fabaceae
Product: cysteine-rich receptor-like protein kinase 10
Exons: 5
Coding region: 1-1176 (391 amino acids)
Biological process (GO): defense response to bacterium; protein phosphorylation
Cellular component (GO): plasma membrane
Molecular function (GO): protein tyrosine kinase activity; protein serine/threonine kinase activity; ATP binding
Source: RefSeq, a predicted model, not a curated record